Molecule: messenger RNA, 4413 nt
Organism: Wyeomyia smithii (pitcher-plant mosquito)
Lineage: Eukaryota; Metazoa; Arthropoda; Insecta; Diptera; Culicidae
Exons: 6
Coding region: 169-4233 (1354 amino acids)
Biological process (GO): cilium assembly; centriole elongation
Cellular component (GO): centriole; centriolar satellite
Source: RefSeq, a predicted model, not a curated record
CUUUUACUCUGCCCUUUUUUCGCUUUGACAUCCUCACACAAAAAGUUUAAAACCCAAGCUAGUGAAGGAGGUAAAGUUUUGGAACUGUUCGAAAUUGCGUGUAAUAUUUCUUCUAAAUUUGUGUGACUUACCGAUAAGUCGGGUAAUCAUGCUAGCAUCCGUUGAGCUAUGUACUCCGGUAUUGGUAUAGCUAGCAAGGGUCGAUCACACAACCUUCAACAACAGUUGCAGCAGAAAAAUUUUUGCACCCUUCCACCGAACGUGAAUGGCCGCCGACGGGGAACGCUAGAGAUACGCCUUCCCGUGACGGACGGAAUUCGGUGGAAAAGUGCCAAAAGCUAUCCAGCCGUAGAACUUCGUCUGUGCUGGUGGGGUCAGCAGGAACCGCCACUCAAUUCGCUUGCCGUCCUGCACUGGGAGCAAGGAAAAGUUCGUUCUAUUCAGAGUAUUCAGUACGAAGUGUUAACCAGUGAAGAACUAUUUCGGAAGUAUCUACGUGCCGCGGAACCGCUGCAGGUGCGGUUGAUAUCCGGCAGAACCAACAGUUUGAUUGGGACGGCCUCAAUUGCCAUUCCGGGUAAGAUUGUUAACUUUCGUAGUGAAAGUGGCCAGGUCAUGGAAGCAACGGGGAAAGGGGAAAUUUUGAGCCAGCGACGGUUUAGUUUGGGUGAGAUUAGUGUGGACUUUUGCCUAAAGUUUGACGAUUGUCUGCGGGAACGUGUGCCCAAGGAUAACAAGCUAAAUAUGGUGCAGGACUGCAGAACGCAAGUAUCGCUGGUGCUUCCGGAACAGGACACAAAGUUGCUCAUCAAGGGAGAUCCGGUGGUGUUGCAUGAAAGCAAGCAGCAGCCAAGAACUUUUCGCUCCUUAGACGGUCAAUCUCGUGAUAAGGUACUCAACUACUUGCUAGGAAAAGCUUUAUCCGGAUCCGAGGACGAACCACUUAGCGAAAUAUGCUCCAUAUCCCCGACCGAGAGUAUGAUGGACGCACUAAAUAGGUUUGACAACACAUCAGCACCACAGAAAGUUGAGUAUCUAAAAAUUGUAAACUCAGCACGGAUGGUCAUUGAGACUUUCAAGUUCACCAAGGCGGGUCUGAAGGAGCUUUUCCAUAAAUCCAAACAGUCAUCCCUAGUGGAUGUGACAUUUUCAGUAAAAGUUAAGAUUCCCUCCCAACCGGUUGCAGGGCCUAAAGUCACGCUUCGAUCCCUUUCCGUAACCGACAGCGGAGAAGUGAUUUUCAAUGCGAAAGCAACGACUAAGCUUACUGUCCCAAGAAAUCACGAGGAGUUGCAGUUUGAGUUUUUGAUUUACAUGUCCGCCGGAACCACUUUCCAUCAUAGAGGAUCGGGAAAAGAGUCGUUUUUGGGAUCUUCCACGAUAAAGCUAGACGAACUGAUCAAAAACAGAUUUGCUUGUUAUAAGAAAUGUCCGGUCAGGUUAGCGUCAGAUGAUAUUCUGCUUGGAAUGCUAACCGUACGUUUGGAGCUUGGUGCUCGUGGUUUGCAUUUUGGCAAAGAACUGAUUGAUGCAGUUCUACUUGAUAAGGAAAAUGUUUCGAUUAGCAGUUCUUCGGAUGAAAGUGAGAUUCAUUGUCCACAACCAUGUUGGUCUUUCAAACCAGCUCCAGCUAGAUGUCAUUCGAUGCUUCCCGAACGAUCUCAUUUUGAUUGUAUUCCUAGAGCUUGCACACAAGACGAGGGAACUACAAGAGUAGGAAAUAACCAAAAUAAUUUACCUAUGCAUCAAGCAUCUUCAAAUCAAGCACCCACCAAUAUAAACAAUCCUCAAAAUGAGCAAGAUGCUUCACGCGAUCAUGGUCCGAAAGCGAUGGACACACAUGAAGACACCUUAGAAUUGCCAAGGAAGUUACUAUACGGUAUACUUCAUUUAGGACAGCUAAAGGAUGUCCCGUCGCUACCUACUGGAGGAUAUUUUAUCGUGGCUCAUGGAUUUUGGUCAGAGGACCCUCCGAUUCUUACAACCGAACUAGGGCAAGAUCGCAAGUCAUUCAAUUAUAUGAUCACUUUUCCCGUUCUGGCGGACAACCGCUUUCUAGAUAGAACCAAAAACCAACACAUGCUAGUUGAACUAUGGCAGAAAACUCCAGGAGCAGCGGAGAAACUGACUGGUGUAACACGAUUGCCACUGCAUCAGUUCUACAUUGCGUUUCGUGAUGCACAGUUGGCAGAUCAUUUGAGCCGUGCCAAGCUACCGGUUAUCUCGAUUGACGGCUGGAGCGGGAUUGGUUCACCAUUAGCUGGCGAUCCCUGUGGUCAAUUGCAGGCCGUUCUUGCAAUUGGGACAGAGAAUCAGAUCGAGUAUUUCAAGCUGUCGCGCGGAUUAACGCACACAUCUGGUGAUGCCCCGGUUUUGGUAAAUCGUCCAAUUGUUCCCGAACCAGAAAACGAGAGUCACCCAACCACUCAAGUAUCAUCUUUUGCCCAAACGGACAAUCCUCCAUCGGAGAGCAUGGUAACCCCGUCAACCGGUCUUAAUCAUGAGCGAGAUCGCGAGCACUACCGCCCAGUCAACACGACAAACACCGGUAAGCAGCAGUCCGAAGUUGCCAACAUGCUGUCCGCUUUCAUCGAAAAUCUCGCCCAGCGUUUGCCAAUCUCAUCAGAACGUAGCACAGCGCCGUGUUAUGAUCAAAAUUUUGCCGAAAAGCGUGUUCCAGCUUCCCCGCACUCGCAGGCCAACAAUCCUCAGCUACGACAAACUUCGGACCUGCUGGAGAAUUUGCAACGAGCACUAGCUCAGACGGCUGCGGCUGGCCUAGAAGCCGGCUUGCUGACAACCUCAACAGCGGGGGUCGAAGCUGUACCCGAACCAGCGGAAGCGAAAGUGCUACCUGUGGGAGACAAAUUGUUUAAGGUCUGCGUCGAAAUUGAGCAAGCUGUGAAUUUACCGAAGCUUAAUGUUAGUAAGAAAUAUAGUAAACGUAACAAGAAUCGAGCCUCCGGGCCGGGAUCUACACAACCAGGUGGUGUUCAGCGAACCGAAGUAGAACCGAGCGCGUAUGUUACGUUCGAGGGAUACAACCUGCAGCCUGGUACACCCAAUACGGUUAAAUCACAUGAAGGCAUUGUCUAUACGACUGCCGUCAUUGAAAGUUGUUCUAAUCCGAGCUGGCAGAAGAAGUUCGAAGUUGUGCUUCCGGUAGAUCUGAUGAUUAAUGAUGAAAAGCGCUUCAUUUUGAAAGUUUGGCGUAAAGCUGCGAACAAUAGCGACUUAGCUAAAUGCCGACUGUUACCAGCCCCGAUGGAGGACGCGGUGAUCGGUUUCACUGCUGUAGAUCUGAGUGUUUUUCUGAACGGCAUGCCGUGUAUUCUCGGUUGGUAUAACAUUAUGGACUUCUCUGGACGUUGCAACGGGCAAAUUAAGGUAAACAUAACUCCGCAAGAGAAUGUAACACUCUUCAAAAGUCUCGACGAUAGUGUCAAUUUUCAAAUUCCGUUAUCGAUCGAUGUUGACUGCGUUGGGAUUGAUGCUGGCAAUACUUCGCUAAGCCGUGCUUUGAAGCGCAAGUUUACCGAACUGGAAGAAAUAACUCAACGGCUGAGGGCACGCCUUUUCGAUGUGACUGGCGACGAAAAUGUUGAUCCAGAUGAUGAAUUCGAACGCGAUCUGAACACGGAAGCCGAUGAGGCAGAUGACGAGGAUUGGGUAGAUCCGCUUGAAGAUACAUCCGGACAGAAGCGCAAUAGCCAGCACCCAAACGGAGCGGCACCCACGAUGACUACAAACACUUCGUCAUAUUCAAUGUCUUCGGAGCGCCGAAACCCGGAACGCAGCCUUACUGGAUGCUCAAACCGUAGCAACAAGCAGAAGCAAGCCGCAGUUGUUGACGAAAUGGUACUGGAAAAACUGCUUAAACAGCACGAUUUGGACACACUGAUCAAUCCACACAUUUUGAAAAACUUGCUUAACCCAUCAAUAAUGUCUACGUCGGAAUCUACCCCGUCGAGUAACCCAUACGCAAACUUGCCAGACAGCUCGGACUCCCCUGCUGGAACGAGUGCCGACGCCGACAUGAGUGAGGAUUCCACCGCCGUUGGGAACGACAAAGUGAAGCUCAUUUCGACCGCACUGCAGCGCACGACUAUAUCGGAAGCCAGCGGUGAUUCGGCUGUCGGGAACACUGCGCCGGAUAACGCGAAUGACUCCACCGAGCAGCAAACCCAACGCGAGGCACCAGAAGGUGAACCAAUGAAGAUCAACGAUAAAUAGUAAGUUAGUAUUCGCAUAAUGCUUCUUUUACGACAAUUUUUCACGGAUUGUGACUCGCCAAUUUUACUGAUAUUGUACACCGAUGCUGCGCUGAGGGGUAUUUGUCACCGUCGUUGCGAUUGUCUAACCGGGAAUAUUCGCUAUUAUUAGCCUAGAGAACAAUAAAGUUGCAGUACUGAA